Messenger RNA from Emiliania huxleyi CCMP1516, 903 nucleotides. RefSeq lists its product as hypothetical. Gene Ontology annotation, molecular function: pseudouridylate synthase activity. The transcript is spliced from 3 exons. The record is from RefSeq and is a predicted model, not a curated record. The annotation marks the transcript as partial. Lineage: Eukaryota; Haptophyta; Isochrysidales; Noelaerhabdaceae.
AUGCUCUUCCUGAGCCUCGCCGCCAUCGGCAAGCUCGACGUGACUGGCCCGCACGGCGCCCGUCGUGCGGGCCCGCCCCUGGUCGUGCACGCCGAGGUUCAGGCCGCCAUCGACGCCGGCGAGCCUGUGGUGGCGCUGGAGUCGACGAUCAUCACGCACGGGAUGCCUUACCCGGACAACCUGCACACCGCCCGCGCGGUGGAGGAGGCCGUCCGCGAGGCCGGUGCGGUGCCCGCCACCGUCGCACUGCUCGAUGGCGUCUGCCACGUCGGCCUAGCCACCGAGGAGCUGACGCGGCUCGCGCAGCUCGGGCGUGAGCGCGUCGCCAAGUGCUCGCGUCGCGACCUCGCGGCGGUGAUGGCGCGGCGCGGGCACGGCGCGACGACGGUCUCGGCCACCAUGCUGCUCGCGCACCUCGCCGGGGUCCCAGUCUUUGUGACGGGCGGCAUUGGCGGCGUGCACCGCGGCGGCGAGGCAUCGAUGGACGUGAGCGCUGACCUGACUGAGCUGAGCCGGACGCCGGUCUGCGUGGUGUGCGCGGGGGUCAAGUCGAUCCUCGACAUCCCGCGCACGCUCGAGGUGCUCGAGACAAACGGCGUUGCCGUCGCAGCGCUCGGCGCGCGCCUCCCGAGCGCACGCGCGAGCGAGUUCCCGGCCUUCUUCACCCGCUCGUCUGGCUGCGCCGCCCCGCUCACCGUGGCAAACCCGCACGAGGCCGCUGCCCUCGUGCACGCCUCGCGCAGCCUCGGCCUCUCCUCGGGCACGCUCGUCGCGGUGCCAAUCCCUGCCAAGGCGGAGGCGGAGGCGGGGGCGGUGCAGGCGGCGAUAGAGGCGGCGCUCGGCGAGGCGGAGGUGGCCGGCGUGCAGGGGCGCGAGCUCACUCCGUACCUGCUGGCAAGGGUG